UGCCCAUCUGCUCCUCACACAGGGAUGCUGUCCCACCAGCUCAAGCAGCACAUCAUCGACGGGGAGAAAACCAUCAUCCAGAACCCCACAGACCAGCAGAAGAAGGAUCACGAGAAGGCAGAGUUUGAGGUCCACGAGGUUUAUGCUGUCGAUGUCCUCGUCAGCAGUGGGGAGGGCAAGGCCAAGGACGCAGGGCAGAGAACCACCAUCUACAAGAGGGAUCCCUCCAAGCAGUAUGGGCUGAAGAUGAAGACCUCCAGAGCCUUCUUCAGCGAGGUGGAGCGGCGCUUCGACACCAUGCCCUUCACCCUCAGGGCGUUCGAGGACGAGAAGAAGGCCAGGAUGGGGGUGGUGGAGUGUGCCAAGCACGAGCUGCUGCAGCCCUUCAACGUCCUCUACGAGAAGGAAGGGGAGUUCGUGGCCCAGUUCAAGUUCACGGUGCUGCUGAUGCCCAACGGCCCCAUGCGGAUCACCUGCGGCCCCUUCGAGCCUGACCUCUACCGCUCCGACUUCGAGGUGCAGGAUGCAGAGCUGAAGGCCCUUCUACAGAGUUCUGCGAGUAGGAAGACUCAGAAAAAGAAGAAAAAGAAGGCCUCCAAGAACGCAGAAAACGCAACCACAGGAGAGGCAGGAGAGGAAAACGAAGCUGGGGACUGAGAGGACCCCCCCAGGGCCCCUCCCAUCUGUAGCAGCCAAACUCCAACUCAGCCUUUUUAAACCUCCCUCCCCCCUCCCCCCCCCCCCCCCAAAUUAAUAAAACCAACAACAAAUUUGAA
Pogoniulus pusillus (Red-fronted tinkerbird) is the source of this 776-nucleotide messenger RNA. RefSeq names its product proliferation-associated 2G4 (gene PA2G4). The coding region runs from base 25 to 657 and encodes 210 amino acids. The record is from RefSeq and is a predicted model, not a curated record. The transcript has 7 exons. Lineage: Eukaryota; Metazoa; Chordata; Aves; Piciformes; Lybiidae.